GCCAAAGCAGGGUAGGACCUCACAGUCUGUCCUAGCAAGACACCAGCUCCAUACCAACUGUAGCUCUGCUUUAAAAAGUUGAACUAGGGGUCCCUGUCUGCUGCCCGGGCUGCUCUGAGACGAAUACUGCAUCCAUCUGUUUCCAUUCUGCAGCACCUGACCACAGCACAUCUGUGAAUUUAUUCGGAAGAGGUUAUACAGGACCAUGGUGUUGACCUGUGCAAUCGAGAUGAGCCCAGAGAGAGACUCCAUUAUCAACACCCAAGAGACCUUCGUGCCUCGAGCGAGGGCAAGCAAGGGGAAGGCUGCGAGGGAACAUCGCUACAUGUUGAAGGAUGGCCACUGCAACGUGGUCUUCCAGCAGACCUCGGGCGAGUGGGGUCACUAUGUGGUGGACAUCUACACCACCCUGGUGGAGAGUCGCUGGAGAGUCAUGUUCCUGGUGUUCUCCCUCGCCUACAUUGUGUCCUGGCUCACCUUCGGGCUACUCUACUGGCUGAUUGCUCAUGUCCACGGUGACCUGGGGUUGCCCAACGAGGCUCCGUGCAUGGCUCACGUGCACGGUUUUACUGGCGCCUUCCUGUUUUCAAUGGAGACCCAGGCUACCAUCGGCUACGGCUUCCGAGGCAUUCUGGAGAACUGUAUGGUGGCCAUCGUGGUCGUGACGGUGCAAGAUGUCCUGAGCUGCUUCAUCGACACGGCCAUCAUUGGCGUGGUCAUCGCCAAGAUGGCGUGCGCCCGCAAGAGGGCGCGCACAGUGGGCUUCAGCAAAUGUGCCGUGGUCAGCCUGCAGAAUGGCGCCCUCUGUCUGCAGUGGCGUGUCGGGGACUUCCGGGGGAACCAUAUCCUGGAGGGCGAGGUCCAGGGCCAGCUGGUGCGCCACAGGUGGCUGCUCACGGGUGAGGUCAGUCUCUCCCACCAGGAUCUCAAGCUCCAGUGCAGGUCCAUUGCCUUGGCCAUGCCGAUGACGGUGGUCCAUGAGAUUGACCGCGACAGCCCCCUCUAUGGCUUGAGUCCCCGAGCCCUCGCCGAGGAGGAGGAGGACUUUGAGCUGGUGGUGUCCUUCACCUACACGGACGACUCGGCGGGCAUGCUGCGGCAGACGCGUGCCUCCUACACCCCUGCGGACAUCCGCUGGGGCCAGAGCUUCCAGGACAUGCUGAGGCUGGGCAAGAAGCACUACCACACUGACUUUGCCCUCUUCCACCAGACCACCUGGGUGCCCGUGCCCAUGAUGAGCGCACAGGAGCGGGACAGGGCCCGGGGUCUGGCAGACAGCGGGGAAUCGGUCGGCCCAGCAGUGUGUCGUAAAGUUAAAACGUCCCAGAGGGAAAGAUCUGACCCUGUGAUUCUUGAAGAGGCUUGGUUUUAACACACUCACACACAUUUACACAUUGCAUGGAUUAUCAUCUCUAAGGGAAAGAUGCAGGUAGUGAAGUAGUAGUACUCUGAAGGCACCACAGGACAGGUAAACAAUCUGGAAGGGGGAAUGUAUGUUACUGUGGAAUAAUAACUACUGUGCUGUUGUCUGCAGUAACAGGAAGUCUGCAAGCGCAGAACAAUGCCAGGAUUAUUAAUUAAUGCCAUACCACAUGUAUGGAAGUACCUGCUGACUGACACAGCAAUUUUAUGUAAAAUGGGUGGGAAAAUAUUGUAAAUAGACAUAUGUAUGUUUGUUAAUAGUUUUGUGUUUUUUGUAGUUAAGUGCAAUAUUUUAGACCUUAAAACAUCUGUCCUUUAAAUCUGACUCCUUUACAGGAAUAUAUUUAUUAAAAUAUAUUUGUUGACGUUUUC
Messenger RNA from Alosa alosa (allis shad), 1794 nucleotides. Its product is annotated as inward rectifier potassium channel 16-like. The transcript has 3 exons. Gene Ontology annotation, molecular function: inward rectifier potassium channel activity. The record is from RefSeq and is a predicted model, not a curated record. Gene Ontology annotation, cellular component: plasma membrane. Gene Ontology annotation, biological process: regulation of monoatomic ion transmembrane transport; potassium ion import across plasma membrane. Lineage: Eukaryota; Metazoa; Chordata; Actinopteri; Clupeiformes; Clupeidae. The coding region runs from base 206 to 1372 and encodes 388 amino acids.